This is a messenger RNA of Phaeoacremonium minimum UCRPA7, 906 nucleotides long. Its product is annotated as putative ferritin ribonucleotide reductase-like protein. The transcript has 4 exons. The coding region runs from base 1 to 906 and encodes 301 amino acids. The record is from RefSeq and is a predicted model, not a curated record. Lineage: Eukaryota; Fungi; Ascomycota; Sordariomycetes; Togniniales; Togniniaceae.
AUGUUCUUCUCGGCUGCUACUGCUGCUCUUGCAGUUGCUGGUCUAGCAUCAGCUGCUCCAGCCGUCGUAAAGCGUGCUCCUCAGGUCACGGAUGGCGAUAUUCUCAACUAUGCUCUUACGCUCGAGCAUCUGGAGGAUAAGUUUUACCGUGAGGGACUGGCCAAUUUCACUGAAGCAGACUUCGCAGCUGCCGGCUACGACGCAACUUUCUACAGCAAUAUUCAGAAGGUGUCUGAGGACGAGACAACACAUGUUAGCUUCCUGACCAAGGCUCUCACCGCUGCCGGCGUUGCUCCUGUUGCGGAGUGCGAGUAUGCCUUUGGUGUCACUGACGUCGAGAGCUUCCUUGCUACCGCCUCCAUCCUCGAGGGUGUUGGUGUAUCUGCCUAUCUUGGUGCUGCUGCAGAUAUCAUGAGCAAGACAUACCUCACCGCUGCUGGGUCCAUCCUCACUGUUGAGGCCCGUCAUUCCUCUUAUCUGCGCGCGGGUCUCAACCAGAAGCCUUUCCCUCAAGCCUUUGAUGCACCCCUUACCCUUGACGAGGUGUACUCCCUCGCCUCGCAGUUCAUUGUCAGCUGCCCGUCUACCAAUGUGGCAUUGCCCGUCAAGGCGUUCCCCAAGCUCGUGCUUGAUCCUACCACUACGUCUGUCACCGCUGGUAGCACUGUUACCCUCCUGACACCUGAUUAUGUUCUCAAGGCUGCCGAUGGCCAACAGGUCUAUGGUGCUUUCAUUGCCGUGACUGGACCCACCUUUGUCCCGGCCACUGCUGUUGACGGUGGUUACUCCGUCACCAUCCCCGAAGGCUUUGCCGGCCAGUCCUACGUUGUUCUCACUGGCUGUGACGAGUAUGUCUCCGAUGACACCGUCGCUGCUGGUCCUGCAAUCGUUGAGAUCUCGAGCUAA